AUGUAUCGUCGUCAACGUCAUGUAGGUCGUUUCCCUACAUUGUCCACUGUUGUGGCCUCUCGUUUCUUCUUUGGUAAAAGCGGCAAGUCUCCUCUUGACACUAACAACAAUAACGGCAGUAGCAGCAGCGGCACUAGCACUAAUAAUAAUAAUAAUAAUAAUAAUAAUAAUAAUAAUAAUAAUAAUAAUAAUAAUAAUAAUAAUAAUAAUAAUAAUAAGGGAAAGGAAAACACUGGUGGUUUUCCAGGAAUGUUCCCUGGUGGUGCUGGUGGUUUACCUACUGGAUUUGAUAUGCAAAAACUACGUGCGAUGCAAGAUAUGAUUAGUAGUCAACCACCUGAAAAACAGAUGGAAAUGAUUAAGAAAGCUUUAGAAUUUCAAAAAACAUUAGGUAAGAUUCCGGGAAUUGGUAAACUUGCUCAGAAAAAUAUUGAUGUGAUGGAGCAACUUUUAAAAACUACAGAGAAUCUACAACAACAACAACAACAACAACAAGGAUCAUCAAAAACAUCAGACUCUAAUAGUACAUCCAAUCCUUUAAGUGGAAAGAAAACAAGUUUGGGAAGUGUAUUUUCAAAUUCUUUUGCAGCCGCGGCCGCCGCUGCCUCUGCUGCUACCCCAAGUAAUAGUAGUAGUAGUGGUACUGCUUCUGCAAAAAGUAGUUCAGGUCCUACUAUUGAUGAAUUGAAAAAGAUUAAUUUGGGAACUGAAAUUGAGGCACUCUUUGCAGAACUGCGUAGUAUGCGUAUGAAGAAGAACUCCUACCGUGAUAAACUCCUUGCGAAGGAGGAGGAACUUGAAAAGACUCAAAAAACUCUCCAACAAGUGCAAGAAACAGAGGCAAGUCUCCGAUCAAAACUACGGAAAGUGGAACAAGAUGUCCUCUUGCUGAACUCAGAGAAUAUGGAAUUGCGUGAACAUGAGAAGGAAUGGAGACAAGUACGGCAGAAGAAUGAGGAACUCGUAGGUACGGUUCAGCGACUGCAGCACAGUGAUGCCGCCCAAGAUCGGCAACGCAGUGAUGUAUUACAACAACAAUUACAAUUUAAAGAGGAUGCCCUACGAUCUAUGCAACGUAAACUAGAAAGAUUACGCCGACGUGAUCCGUUAUUGCAAUUCUCUCGAAUCUGCAAUGAUGUGGCCCGUGUAUGUGGUGAGGGUGAUUACAAUGAUGAGGCCUUCACAGCACUACAGACAGCAUAUGAACAGCAACAAGAACAUGCAUGGCAAACCGCCGCAGAAGAGAAUGGCGCCGCAGCUCGUGCGUACGCCGCGGUGGUGCGCCGUUUCUUUUUAACGCGAGUCCCUCACGCAAUGUAUGAUGCGGUGGUGGCCAUAGACGGUGAUGUGGAGGCACUACGUAAAAUGUUAACAGCCGUUGGAUUACAAUUGCAGGAAUUGCAAUCCCAACAAGAUGGUCGUUAUGUCAUUACGGCCCCUCCUAAUACAACUGUGUCUAAAUCUUUUCUCGGGCCUUAUGCUAUCAGUGUGGCACUCUAUCUUGCCGGGAAGAUAUCAACUCUCUCAACACCAAAAGGAACUACUACUACUACUGGUGGAGUAGAUAUAUCUUUUAUGCCAUUUAGAGUAACACUUGCGUAUCCACAUGUAAGUACGACAUUAUUCAGUAACCCGCAACGUGCUACUGUGCAGUAUGAGACGGCCCGUUCAAGUGGUCCCGGUGGACAAGCAGCGAAUGUUGCCGAGACUCAAAUUACUGCUAAAUUGUUAAUUGAUGGUGAAAUGGCGUACGUGGCGGAGUCGCAGGAUUCACGUAGUGCACUAAACAAUCGAGAGGCGGCUACAGAGAAAUUGGGUAAAGUGCGACGACAGCAGUAUAAUGAAAAUUUAGCAAAACAGGAACGAGUGGAGGUGGUGGAGCGAGAACUUGUCAAUAUUAUAAAUGAUCACACAAAGAAUAAUUACUUUACUAGUAAUAAUAACAAGAGCGGCAAUAGUGAAGGUGCUGCUGGUGCUGGUGGUGAUGUAGCACCUGCAAUGGUGGUUAACUUGGCACGUGCUGCAUUUGAAAAGGGAUCUAUUACACAAGUGGAUUUUGCACUUGUGUGCGGUAUGUAUCAACUAAAUCAAAUGGCUUCUGCUGCUGAAACGGAAUCCGUACGCGCCGUACCUUCCUCAUGA
Molecule: messenger RNA, 2142 nt
Organism: Trypanosoma theileri
Lineage: Eukaryota; Euglenozoa; Kinetoplastea; Trypanosomatida; Trypanosomatidae
Product: type 11 methyltransferase
Exons: 1
Coding region: 1-2142 (713 amino acids)
Source: RefSeq, a predicted model, not a curated record